UAACUUCUCAGACAUCAUUCUCAUGUUUAUAUUGGUAAUUACAUGGUCAAUGGUGAUGAAUUUCACGAUUUUCUAAUUGUGAAUUUAGUAAAAUGAAGUUAAAUGAGUUAUAGUUUUCAUCUUAAUAAACUCCUUAGUUCCUACAAUUUGAGUAGAGAAGAAAAUGAAGUUGAUGAGGUUUGAUUUAUUGUUUUAGGCUGCAACGGGCACUAUGGAUUUCAUCAUUGAUACCAUUGCUGCAGUGCAUCAGUUGGCUCCAUUGCUAAGCCUGUUGAAGAUGAAUGGGAAACUUGUAACGGUGGGAUUGCCGGAUAAACCUCUCGACCUUCCUAUCUUCCCUCUAGUUGCCGGUCGAAAGAUGAUUGGUGGAAGUGACUUCGGCGGUAUGAAAGAGACGCAAGAAAUGUUGGACUUCUGUGGGAAGCAUGGCAUAACAGGUGACAUUGAACUGAUUCGCGCGGAAAAAGUUAACACUGCGAUGGAACGACUUGCCAAAUCCGACUUCAAGUACCGUUUUGUGAUUGACGUGGGAAACUCCCUCUCCAAUCUCUGAGAGCUGCAAACAAAUCCAAUCGUUUUUGAACUCUCAUUAAUAAGGGUAUUCAAGAAUUUGAACAAUGCUUGAGAGAUUGUUACAAUACCAAUGCUAUGACAUCCUUAAAA
Molecule: messenger RNA, 663 nt
Organism: Salvia miltiorrhiza (redroot sage)
Lineage: Eukaryota; Viridiplantae; Streptophyta; Magnoliopsida; Lamiales; Lamiaceae
Product: probable cinnamyl alcohol dehydrogenase 9
Exons: 2
Coding region: 212-553 (113 amino acids)
Biological process (GO): lignin biosynthetic process
Molecular function (GO): cinnamyl-alcohol dehydrogenase activity
Source: RefSeq, a predicted model, not a curated record